AUCGAUAUUUAUUUAACAUCCACAAGAAAAACAGUGCAAAUUGUUAACAAUUUUUUAAUUAAUUAAUUGCAAACGCAGUGCCGUUUCAAUUGCCCAAACAGUACGAGAAUCAUGUUGGUCAACGAAGCUAGACAAGUAUUGAGCCGUGCCAGUUCCCUGGUGGCACGUCACCAGCUGCGCGCCAUCAGCAAUGGCACUGCCCAGUUGGAUCAGCAGGCCCAGCCCAAGGAGGCCAAGGAGCCGCAGAUCAAGAAGUUCGAGAUCUACCGCUGGAGUCCGGACAAUGCUGGCGAGAAGCCGCACAUGCAGACCUACGAGGUGGACCUGCGCGAAUGCGGCCCCAUGGUGCUGGAUGCCCUCAUCAAGAUCAAGAACGAGAUGGAUCCGACUCUGACCUUCCGUCGCUCGUGCCGCGAAGGAAUUUGCGGCUCCUGCGCCAUGAAUAUUGGCGGCACCAACACGUUGGCUUGCAUUAGCAAGAUCGAUACCAACACCUCCAAGUCGCUGAAGGUGUAUCCCUUGCCGCACAUGUAUGUGGUGCGCGAUCUGGUGCCGGACAUGAACAACUUCUACGAGCAGUACAGGAAUAUUCAGCCCUGGCUGCAGCGCAAAAACGAGGCUGGCGAGAAGAAGGGUCGGGCCCAGUACUUGCAAUCAGUGGAGGAUCGCUCCAAGCUGGAUGGUCUGUACGAGUGCAUUCUGUGCGCCUGCUGCUCAACCUCUUGCCCAUCGUACUGGUGGAAUGCGGAGAAGUAUCUGGGCCCCGCUGUCCUCAUGCAGGCCUACCGGUGGAUCAUCGAUUCGCGUGACGAGAACUCUGCCGAGCGUCUGAGCAAGCUAAAGGAUCCCUUCAGUGUCUAUCGUUGUCACACGAUCAUGAACUGCACCCGCACCUGUCCCAAGGGCCUGAAUCCGGGCCGUGCUAUUGCCGAGAUCAAGAAGCUGCUUGCCGGUUUCGCUUCGAAGCCAGCUCCCAAGCUGGAGACAGCGGCUCUGCACAAGUAAAGCCAAGUUUCUUCAUCUUUUUUGUUCGUGCUUUCCCCCGAAACCCAAGCCAGUAGGCAACGCGUUGCUAAAUUGUAAAAACAAUUUGACAGAUCCAGUGCAGUGCAAAAUCCUCCAACCGAUUUGCUUACAAUGUUUUAAUUUAUUUAAGCUUACAGUAAACAAAAUAUAUUAUUACAGUUUUAAAGGGAACGUGUGUAACGCAAAAAUAAAUAGUUAAUUGUGUAUCCACUAA
Drosophila obscura is the source of this 1240-nucleotide messenger RNA. It is a transcript of the gene SdhB, whose product is annotated as succinate dehydrogenase [ubiquinone] iron-sulfur subunit, mitochondrial. Gene Ontology annotation, molecular function: electron transfer activity; 2 iron, 2 sulfur cluster binding. Gene Ontology annotation, biological process: tricarboxylic acid cycle; aerobic respiration; respiratory electron transport chain. The record is from RefSeq and is a predicted model, not a curated record. Lineage: Eukaryota; Metazoa; Arthropoda; Insecta; Diptera; Drosophilidae. The coding region runs from base 112 to 1005 and encodes 297 amino acids. Gene Ontology annotation, cellular component: mitochondrial membrane. The transcript is spliced from 3 exons.